AUGUCGAAUUUUUGGUGGGGAUCUAAUGAAAAUGGUACAAAAAUCCAUUGGCGAAGUUGGAAACUUUUAUGUAAAGCCAAACUUGAUGGUGGUAUGGGCUUUCGGUCUUUCAUACACUACAACCAAGCGCUCCUUGCCAAGCAAUCAUGGAGACUUCUUGACAACCCAUCAUCACUUUUGAGUAGGCUUUUGAAAAGCCGAUACUUCCCACACAAUUCUUUCUUAGAAGCUCCUCAUGGUCACUCCCCAUCCUUCACAUGGCAAGGUAUCCUUCAUGGCAGAGAGCUUUUACAACCUGGGUUACGAUGGAAAGUUGGGGAAGGUAGAGACAUCAAUUGUGCAACCGAUCCAUGGAUUCUUGGCCACACGAAAUUUCAACCAAUUCAUUAUGCGGGGCCACCAAACACUGUUGUUACCAACUUGAUCACGGAAGAUCGACAAUGGAACAAGCAGCUGCUCGAUGAGUUUUUCUCAAGUAUUGAUAUGGAUCGUAUACUAACCAUUCCAUUGAGUUAUUUUUCAGCAAAUGAUCACCUCAUCUGGCACCAUCAUUCUUCAGGGAUCUAUAAUGUUCACUCCGCAUAUCAUCAUGCUGCUUCUCUUGAAGAUUCAGAUCUCUCCUCCACCUCUAAUUCUCCUUCAAACUGGUGGAAAUAUUUCUGGAAACUCCAGCUGCCACUAUAA
Messenger RNA from Cannabis sativa, 684 nucleotides. RefSeq lists its product as uncharacterized. The record is from RefSeq and is a predicted model, not a curated record. The transcript has a single exon. Bases 1 to 684 code for a protein of 227 amino acids. NCBI's taxonomy places the organism in Eukaryota, Viridiplantae, Streptophyta, Magnoliopsida, Rosales, Cannabaceae.